AUGGCCACUACAUUCUCAUGUACAACUUGCCAUGUAGCAUUUCACAGUGCUGAUUCUCAGAAAAUCCAUUGGAAAUCUGAUUGGCAUCAUUAUAAUUUGAAGAGAAAAGUGGCUAGCCUUCCUCCCUUGUCUGCUGAAGUCUUUGCUGAGAAAAUUCUCUCUAUCCAAAAACAUAAUGAAGCUGUUCAGAAAAAAGCUGAGUUUUAUCGUGAGUGCAACUUUUGCAACAAAAACUUCUAUUCAGAAGGCGCCUAUUCUUCUCAUUUGGCUUCAAAGAAGCAUCGCGAAAGUGUUCGUAAUUCUGAGAUGAAGUCCCGUACGGACAAUUUGAAACAAGAUGAAACAAGCAGCGUCACCUCGUCAACCCUUUCUAUGGGAGAACCUGUCGAUGAAAGUGCUGGAGAAGAAGAACUUCAAAACUUGUCAAAACGCUUGGCAUCUGAGUCGGUUUCAAUCUCUGAUCCUUCUUUGAGGAAUGAAUCCAACUCAAAGGAUACUCCUCAAGCACAAGCAUCCGCUUCAAAGGCACCCGCUGACCCAACUUCGGAAGACUUUGAAAAGGAACUCGCUCGUCGUGUAAGCCAAAAACUGGGUCUAAAAGACUGCCUCUUUUGUAAUGCUUCUUUCUCUUCUUUUGAAGCAAGCAAGAAGCACAUGAAAGCGAUUCACAGCUUGUUCAUUCCCGAACGAGAAUUUGUUGUGGACGAACCCGGACUGUUUGAAUAUUUAGCUGAAAAGGUUUCUAUUGGUUACACUUGCUUAACAUGCAACCGUCAAUUCAAAUCAUUGGAGGCUGUUCGCUCUCACAUGCAGCAAAAAGGACAUUUCUCUAUUGCUUAUGAUACUGAGGAGGAACAACUUGAGCUUUCUGAUUUCUACGAUUUCACUGCUUCCUAUCCUGAGUACGACAAACCUCAAGAGAUUAUUGAUGUAGAAAACGCAGAAAAUGAUGAGAAUUGGGAAGACGCUUCCAGUGACUCUGACUCCAGUGUAGAUAGCAUGGAUGUUGGUAGAGUGCCUAUAGCUGACGAGUACGAACUUCAUCUGCCCACUGGUGCUCGUGCCGGUCAUCGUUCUUUGUCUCGUUAUUUCCGUCAAAACAUUCGUCCUCCCAGUACUACUGCCGUCGGUGAUGGUGCUGCUGUUCAUCAGAAUGUUGCUAGACAUGCCACCAGCGGAGAAGCGAUGGCUCGCAGCCGCGCUGUGGAAAGUAGUCUUGCUGGUGUCAAAGACGGAAGGAAAAAAUUCAGUGCCUCUCAUAUCAAUACACACCAAGAUCGUCAAAAGAAAGAGCGGUUUUUCACCAAAAUUGCCUAUAAGAAUAAUACGAAGCGUCACUAUCGGGAUCCACUUUUGCAAUAA
Schizosaccharomyces osmophilus is the source of this 1362-nucleotide messenger RNA. It is a transcript of the gene rei1, whose product is annotated as ribosome biogenesis protein Rei1. NCBI's taxonomy places the organism in Eukaryota, Fungi, Ascomycota, Schizosaccharomycetes, Schizosaccharomycetales, Schizosaccharomycetaceae. The coding region runs from base 1 to 1362 and encodes 453 amino acids. Gene Ontology annotation, biological process: ribosomal large subunit biogenesis. Gene Ontology annotation, molecular function: nucleic acid binding; zinc ion binding. Gene Ontology annotation, cellular component: preribosome, large subunit precursor. The transcript has a single exon. The record is from RefSeq and is a predicted model, not a curated record.